Messenger RNA from Gadus chalcogrammus (walleye pollock), 14442 nucleotides. It is a transcript of the gene lrp2a, whose product is annotated as low density lipoprotein receptor-related protein 2a. The record is from RefSeq and is a predicted model, not a curated record. The coding region runs from base 53 to 14032 and encodes 4659 amino acids. Gene Ontology annotation, molecular function: calcium ion binding; protein binding. The transcript is spliced from 79 exons. NCBI's taxonomy places the organism in Eukaryota, Metazoa, Chordata, Actinopteri, Gadiformes, Gadidae.
CUCUUCCAUCUGCUCGGCUUCAGGCGGAGCUGGAAGGCACAGCCGGGACACAAUGUGGAGAACACUACUCAUACAACUCUCUAUCGGCCUGCUGUUUUGUGUAUCUAAGUGCCAUUCCCAAGGAUGCGAGCUGGGCCAGUACCGCUGCGGGACGGGGCGCUGCAUCCCGGGCGACUGGCACUGCGACGGGACGUCGGACUGCGUGGACGACUCGGACGAGCAGGACUGCCCUCAGGUGACCUGCGCCCAGAGCCACUUCAAGUGUCUGAGCGACGGCGAGUGCGUCCCGGACGUGUGGGUGUGUGACGACGAGGAGGACUGCGAGGACGGCUCGGACGAGCGACAACACUGCCCCGAGCGGACGUGCACCAGUGGACAGUUUAGGUGCGGCAACGGAGCGUGUGUCCCCAAUGAAUACCGCUGCGACUUGCUGCCGGACUGCUCAGACGGAUCGGACGAAAGAGGAUGCCAUUACCCGCAGUGCACGGAGCUGAGGUGCGCUAACGGAGCGUGCUACAACCGCACCCAGCGCUGUAACCAGGUGGCCGACUGCCGGGACGGCUCUGACGAGGCCAAUUGCACGCAGCACUGCAGCACCGGACAGUUUGCCUGUCGCAACGAAGAGUGCGUGCCGCAGAGAUACGUCUGCGACCACGACGACGACUGUGGGGACAGGAGUGACGAGCAGAACUGCACGUACCCCACCUGCAGAGGGAGCUACUUCAGCUGCCCCAGCGGCCGCUGUAUCCACCAGGUGUGGCUAUGUGACGGGGAGGACGACUGCGAAGACAACGCCGACGAGAGAGGCUGUGACAACGUGCCCCAGGAGUGCUACCCCGGGGAGUGGGCCUGUCCCUCGUCAGGCCAAUGCAUCCCCACGGACCAGCUGUGUGAUGGCUCCGCCCACUGCCCCUACGGAGAGGACGAGACCAACACCACCGCCGGACGAAACUGCAGUAUCUGGAGGUGUGCGUCUCUCAGCUGUGAGUACCGCUGCCAUGCGUCUCCUGAGGGCGGGGUCUGCUCCUGUCCGUCAGGCUACGUCGUCAACGGCAACGACAGCCGCUCCUGCGUGGACUUCGAUGACUGCUCCAUGUGGGGGAUGUGUGACCAGCUGUGUGAGGACCGCGUGGGCAGCCAACGCUGCAGCUGUCGGGCCGACUACGUCCUGGAGCAGCACCGAUACUGCAGAGCCAACGUCUCCUCCGGAGUCCCCUCUCUGGUCUUCUCCGACGGCCGAGACCUGCUCAUAGGAGACCUCCACGGGAACAACCUGCGCACGCUGAUCCACUCCCAGAACCGAGGCGCGGCCGUGGGGGUGGACUACCACUACCUCCUGCGCCGGAUCUUCUGGACCGACACCAUCCAGAACAAGGUGUUCUCGGUGGACCUGGACGGCUCCAACUUCGAGGUGGUCCUGAACGUGUCGGUGGACAACCCGGAGGACCUGGCGGUGGACUGGGUGAACAACAAGCUCUACGUGGUCGAGUCCAGCGUCAGCCGCAUCGACGUGGCCGACUUCGACGGCCAGAACCGGCUCACGCUGAUCACGGAGAACCUGGGCAAACCCCGGGGGAUCGCCCUGGACCCCACCGUUGGCUUCAUGUUCUUCUCGGACUGGGAGGCGGUGAACGGGGAGCCGGGUCUGGAGCGCGCCUACAUGGACGGCAGCAACCGCUACGGGAUCAUCCGCAGCAAACUGGGCUGGCCGGCUGGGAUUACCGUGGACAUCCCUGCCCAGCGCGUCUACUGGGUGGACAGCCUAUACGACUACCUGGAAACCGCCACCUAUGACGGGCUCCAUCGUAAAACAGUGGUUCAUGGAGGAUCUCUCAUCCCGCAUCCCUUUGGCCUCUCUCUGUUCGAACACAACGUUUAUUACACGGACUGGACCAAGAUGGCCGUGAUGAAAGUCAACAAAUUCAAUGACAGAAAUCCUCAAGUUGUCUACACCACAUCUCAGAUCCCGCACGGAUUAGCAGUCAUUCACAGCCUGAAUCAGCCCUAUGUAUCGAAUCCCUGCGGUUUGGGCCGAGGAGGAUGUGAGCAGAUCUGCGUCCUGAGCCACAGGAGUGACAACGGGGGACUCGGCUACCGCUGCAAAUGUCGCAUGGGCUUCGACCUGCACGCCGACGGGAAGAGAUGCGUCGGUGUGCGUCAGUUCCUGCUGUUCUCCAGCCAGCUGUCCGUCCGGGGCAUCCCCUUCAACCUGUCCACCCAGGAGGACAUCAUCCUGCCCAUCACCGGCCCCCCGUCCUACUUCGUGGGGGUGGACUACAGCUCCGCCGACGACGCCAUCUUCUUCUCGGACACGUCCAAGGACAUCAUCUACAAGCAGAACGUGGACGGCACUGGCCGGGAGGUACUGGCAGCCAAUCGGGUGGAAGGAGUGGAGGACCUGGCCUACGAUUGGAUCUCUAAGAACCUGUACUGGACGGACCCGCGCUACAGGAGCAUAUCGGUGAUGAGGCUCGCCGACAAGUCCAGGAGGGCCAUCGUACGCAACCUGAACAACCCCAGGUCCAUCGUGGUGCAUCCCGUCCUGGGGUAUAUUUUCUGGACAGACUGGUAUCGUCCGGCUAAGAUUAUGAGGGCAUGGUGUGAUGGAUCACAUGCUCUCUCCAUUGUCAACACCACCCUGGGCUGGCCCAACGGACUGGCCAUCGACUGGAGUGCCAAUCGUCUCUACUGGGUCGAUGCCUUCUUCGACAAAAUCGAGCACAGCGGCUUCGACGGGCAGAGCCGUCAGUCUCUGGGCCGCAUCGCCCAGAUGUCCCACCCCUUCGGCCUCACCAUCUUCCAAGACUAUGCAUACUUCACCGACUGGCGCCUGGGCGGCAUCGUGAGGGUGCGGAAGUCGGACGGCGGGGAGCUGGUGGUGAUCCGCAGGGGCAUCAGCCACAUCAUGCACGUCAAGUCCUUCAACUCCCUCACGCAGACCGGUUCCAACCUCUGCGACCGGGCGACCAACCCCAACGGGGACUGCAGCCACUUCUGCUUCCCGGCGCCGGACUCGGGCCGCGUGUGUGGCUGUCCCUACGGCAUGAGGCUGGCGCCCGACCAGCAGGCCUGCCUGGAGGACCCCUCCAACGAGCCCCCCGCGCUGCAGUGCGGCGCCAACGCCUUCUCCUGCCUCAACGGCAGAUGCGUGCCCAGCGGUUACCGGUGCGACGGCGUGGACGACUGCCACGACGACAGCGACGAGUCCGGCUGCGGCCUGCAGAACACCACCUGCUCCCCGUCCGCCUUCACCUGCGCCAGCCGGCAGUGCGUCCCGGCGCGCUGGCGCUGCGACGGCCACAGCGACUGCUUCGACGGCAGCGACGAGCGGGGCUGCCCCACCCAGACGCCCGGCACCUGCCCCGCGGGGCACUUCACCUGCGGGAACCACCGCUGCGUGCCGCUCACCUGGCGCUGCGACACGGACAACGACUGCGGCGACGGCUCGGACGAGGCCGGCUGCAACCUGUCGACCACGUGCCACCCCGAGCAGUUCCAGUGUCCGGACCACCGGUGCAUCGCCCCCCUCUACGUCUGCGACGGGGACAGGGACUGCGUGGACGGGGCCGACGAAAAGAACUGUCUCUACAACUGCACGGCUGGCGAGUUCAAGUGUGCCAACGGCCACCAGUGCGUCAACUCGUUCUACCGCUGCGACGGGGUCUCCGACUGCAACGACCGCUCCGACGAGGCCGGCUGUCCCACGCGGCCUCCCGGCAUGUGCCACCACGAGACGGAGUUCCAGUGCCAGGCGGAUGGGGGCUGCGUGCCGGCCACCUGGGAGUGCGACGGCCACCCCGACUGCGAGGACGGCUCUGACGAGCACCACGCCUGCCCGCCGCGCACCUGCCCCGCCGCCCUCCACCGCUGCGACAACGGCAACUGCGUGCUCCUCAGCUGGCUCUGCGACGGCGACAACGACUGCCGGGACAUGAGCGACGAGCGCGACUGCCCCACGCCGGCCUUCCGCUGCCCCGGCUGGCAGUGGCAGUGCCCGGGGCACAGCGUGUGCGUCAACCUGACCCGGGUCUGCGACAACACGCCCGACUGCCCCAACGGCGCGGACGAGUCGCCCCUCUGCAACGAGCCUUUACCAGACCAGGAGAGCUGCUCGGACAACAACGCCGGCUGCACCCACGGGUGUAUCCAGGGACCUUUCGGGGCCCAGUGCACCUGCCCCCUGGGCUACCAGCUGAGCAACGACUCCAAGACGUGCGAGGACCUGGACGAGUGCGACCCGCCCGGCCUGUGCAGCCAGAGCUGCUUCAACGAGAGAGGCUCGUUCCGCUGCAGCUGUUUGGACGGCUACACCCUGGAGGGGGACCAGCGCACCUGCAAGGCCUCAGACUCCCGCCAGGCCUUCCUGCUGGUGGCCAGCCGCAACCAGAUCGUCCAGGACGACAUCAGCAGCCAGCCCAACGUCAUCGCCUCGCUGGUCCGGGACGGGCGCAACAUCGUGGCGCUGGACUGGGACUCGGUCAGCGACCGCGUGUUCUGGUCCGACACGAGCCAGGACCGGAUCUGGAGCGCCAACCGGAACGGCAGCGACAGGACCGUGAUAUUUGACAGCGGGGUGACGGUGACAGAGAGCCUGGCUGUUGACUGGGUGGGCCGCAACCUGUACUGGACCGACUACGUGCUGGAGACCGUCGAGGUGUCCAAGCUGGACGGGACCCACCGCGCAGUGCUGGUCAGCCAGAACGUCACCAACCCCCGAGGCCUGGUGCUGGACCCCAGAGAAAGUGCCCACCUCAUGUUCUGGACGGACUGGGGCCGGAACCCGACCAUCGAGCGAGCCAGCAUGGACGGGAAGCUGCGUCUCAGCAUCGUGAGCACCAAGCUGUACUGGCCCAACGGCCUCACCAUCGACUACCCAAACAGCCUGCUGUACUUUGCCGACGCAUACUUGGACUUCAUCGACUACUGCGACUACGACGGCAACCACAGGAAGCAAGUCCUGGCCAGUGAUCUGGUACUGCAACAUCCCCACGCAAUUACCAUUUUUGAGGAUUUUGUGUAUUGGACCGACAGAUACGUCAACCGAGUGAUCCGAGCCCACAAGUGGCAUGGGGAGAACCAGACAGUGAUGCUCUACAACCUGCCUCAGCCCAUGGGCCUGGUGGCAGUGCACCCAGCCCGGCAACCCGCAGGUGUUAACCACUGCGCGGGAAGCCCCUGCACUCACAUCUGCCUCCUGUCUGCUGUGGGGCCGGCCUUCUACGCCUGCGCCUGCCCCUCCGGCUGGACGCUGGCCGCCGACCACGUCACCUGUGCCCGAGUGGAAGACCCCUUCCUAGUGGUGGUGAGGGACAGCAUCAUCUACGGCAUCUCCCUGAACCCGGACGACAAGAGCAACGACGCCAUGGUCCCCGUGGCGGGCCUGCACAACGGCUACGACGUGGACUUUGACCACAGCGACCACACCGUCUACUGGGUGGAGCACCCAGGGGAGAUCCACAGAGUGAGGUCUGACGGGACCAACAGGACAGAGUUUGCCCCGGCAGCCAUCCUGGGAUCCCCUGUAGGUCUGGCCCUGGACUGGAUCUCUGAGAACCUCUACUACACCAACCCGUCCGUCCAGUCCAUCGAGGUUCUGAAGCUGAGAGGGGAGAUCCAGUACCGGAAGACCCUCAUCACAAACAACGGCCUCCCGACCGGCGCUGGCACGCCCGUCGGGAUCGCAGUGGACCCAACCCGUGGGAGGCUGUACUGGACCGACCAGGGGACGGAGAGUGGCAUCCCCUCCAAGGUGGCGGCGGCGGAGAUGGACGGCUCCAACCCCGUGGUGCUGUUCACCACCGGCCUGGAGCACGUGGAGUUCCUGACGCUGGACCUGCAGGAGAACAAGCUGUACUGGGCGGUCACCGGCACCGGCCUGAUCGAACGCGGGGACCCCGACGGCACUAACCGCAUCACCAUGGUGACGGGCCUGUCCCACCCUUGGGGCGUGGCCGUCCACGAGAACUACCUGUACUUCACCGACCGCGACUUCGAGGUGAUCGAGCGCGUGGACAAGGCCUCGGGCGGCAACAAGGUGGUGCUCAGGGACAACGUGUCGGGGCUGAGGGGGCUGAAGGUGCACCAUCGAGAGACUUCUGCGGGGACGUCCAACGGCUGCAGCAACAACGUGGGCGCGUGCGAGCAGCUCUGCCUGCCGCGGCCCGGGGGCCUGUAUAGUUGCGCCUGUGCCACGGGUUUCAAACUCAACGCCGACAACCGGACGUGCGCCCCCUACCAGUCGUACGCCGUCAUCUCCACGCUGUCGGCCAUCAAGGGCUUCAGCCUGGAAGGGGAGGACCACUCGGAGACCAUGGUGCCUGUAGCCGGGAGAGGUCGCAACGCCCUGCACAUCGACGUGCACAUGGCCUCGGGCUUCAUCUACUGGUGCGACUUCAGCAGCACCGUGGCGUCACAGAACGGCGUGCGACGCAUCAAGCCCGACGGCUCCGGGUUCGACGGGGUCGUCACCACGGGGAUCGGACGCAACGGGAUACGAGGCAUCGCCGUCGACUGGGCUUCAGGGAACCUGUACUUCACCAACGCCUUCCUGAUGGAGACCUACGUGGAGGUGCUCCACCUCAACACCACCUUCCGCCGGGUGCUGCUGAAGACCACGGUGGACAUGCCGCGCCACAUCGUGGUGGACCCCCGGAACCGCUUCCUCUUCUGGGCCGACUACGGCCAGACCCCCAAGAUCGAGCGCGCCCUCCUCGACGGCACCAACCGCACCGUGCUGGUGUCGUCCGGCAUCGUGACCCCCCGGGGGCUGGCCCUGGACCGGCAGAGCGGCUACGUGUACUGGGUGGACGACUCGCUGGACAUGAUCGCCCGCGUCAGCCCCCAGGGCGGCGACGCCGAGGUCGUCCGCUUCGGCGGCCGCUACCCCACCCCCUACGGCAUCGCCGUGUUCGAGGGCAGCAUCAUCUGGGUGGACCGCAACCUCAAGAAGGUGUUCCGCGCCAGCAAGGAGCCCGGCGCCACCGACCCGCCCGCCGUCCUCCGGGACAACGUCGACAUGCUGCGGGACGUGGCCGUCUUCGACGGGCGCGCCCAGCCCACCUCGGCCCAGCAGCUGGGCCACAACCCCUGCAUGGGGGACAACGGCGGCUGUGCCCACCUCUGCUUCGCCCUGCCGGGGUCCCCGGGGAAGAGGUGCGGCUGCGCCUUCGGGGACCUGGGCGCCGACGGCCGGGGCUGCGCCGUCUCCCGGGACGACUACCUGGUGUUCACCACCGAGGCCGCGGUGCAGAGCCUGAGGCUGGACCCCGACGACCACGCCCCGCCCUUCCCCGCCGUGGCCGUGCCCCGCACCUCCGUGGCGCUGGACUUCGACCUCACGGACCGCAGGAUCUACUUCACGCAGAGCUCCGGCGUGGGGGUCAGCAGGAUCAGCUACGUCAGCCUGGCGUCCCCCGACGCCCCGCCCGUCGUGGUGGCCUCAGACCUCGGCGCUCCGGACGGGAUCGCCUACGAUUGGAUCAACGGGAGGAUCUACUUCAGCGACUACGUCAACCAAAGCAUCAGCUCCAUGGCGGCGGACGGCUCCCAGAGGACGGUGGUCGCGCGUGUGACCCGCCCCCGCGCCAUCAUGCUAGACCCCUGCAGAGGGUACAUGUAUUGGACCGAUUGGGGGACCAACGCGAAGAUCGAGCGGGCGACGCUGGGCGGUAACUUCCGGACGGACAUCGUGAACAGCAGCCUGGUGUGGCCCAACGGCCUGACCCUGGACUACGAGGAGCUGCGGCUGUACUGGGCCGACGCCAGCCUACAGAAGAUCGAGCGCUCGUCGCUCACGGGGGACAACCGCGAGGUCAUCGUCAGCACGGCCAUCUACCCGUUCGCCAUGACCAUGUUUGACCAGCACAUCUACUGGACGGACUGGAACACGCGCAGCGUCUACCGCGCCAACAAGCACGACGGCUCGGGCCAGACGGUGAUGGUCCAGAACCUUCCGACGCGGCCGAUGGACAUCCAGGUGCUGGCCGGCAGGAAGCAGCAGCAGUGUGACAGCCCCUGUCAGCAGUUCAACGGGGGCUGCAGCCACAUCUGUACGCCAGGGCCCAACGGCGCCGAGUGCCAGUGCCCGUCCGAGGGCCGCUGGUACCUGGCCGACAACAAGCACUGUAUCCCUGACAACGGGACGCACUGCCUGGCCGGUCAGUUCGCCUGCAUGAACGGCCGCUGCAUCCGCGCCCAGUGGAAGUGUGACAACGACAACGACUGCGGCGACGGCAGCGACGAGCUGGAGAGAGUCUGUGCGUUCCACACCUGCGAGCCCACGGUGUUCACCUGCGCUAACGGCCGCUGCGUGCCGUACCACUACCGCUGCGACCACUACGACGACUGCGGCGACGGCAGCGACGAGACGGCGUGCCAGUUCAGGCCCUGCAGCGCCGACACCGAGUUCGCCUGCAACAACGGCCGCUGCGUCUCCCACGACUUUGUGUGCAACGGCGUCAACAACUGCUACGACAACGGCAGCUCGGACGAGCAGAACUGCCCCGAUAGGACCUGUCCCCCUGACCACACCAAGUGUGAGACCACCAACAUCUGCAUCCCGCGCUCCUACCUGUGUGACGGGGACAACGACUGUGGGGACAUGAGCGACGAGAGCACCACACACUGUAUUACGUCCACCUGCUCGGGGACUGAGUUCCGGUGUGAGGGCGGCCGCUGCAUCCCGUCCCACUGGUACUGCGACGGGGGGAGGGACUGUGCAGACGGCUCGGAUGAACCCUCCUCCUGCACCACGCUGGUGCGGACCUGCAGCCCGGAGCAGUUCCGCUGUGACGACGGCCGCUGCAUCGCCGCCUCCUGGAUCUGCGACGGAGACAACGACUGCGGGGACCUGAGCGACGAGGACCAGAGGCACAACUGUGUGAACCGCAGCUGCACCCAGACGGAGUUCAGCUGCGUGAACAACCGUCCGCCGCAGCGCCCGUGCGUGCCGCGGGACUGGGUGUGCGACGGCGAGGCGGACUGCGGCGACGCGCUGGACGAGCACCAGAACUGCACGCGGCGCGACUGCGGCGAGGACGAGUUCGGCUGCACCAACGGCCUCUGCAUCCGCAGCUCCUACAGGUGCGACCGGCGCAACGACUGCGGCGACGGCAGCGACGAGCGCGCCUGCACCUACCAGCCCUGCCAGCAGGGCCAGUUCACCUGCCAGAACGGCCGCUGCGUCGCCCACGACUUCCUGUGCGACGGGGACAACGACUGCGGCGACGCGUCGGACGAGCUGGAGCACCUGUGCCGCACGCCGGCGCCCACCUGCCCCCCCGGGAGCUUCGGCUGCGAGAACGGCCACUGCGUCCCCCUGAGCGCCGUGUGCGACCGCCGCGACGACUGCUCCGACAACAGCGACGAGAAGGGCUGCGGCGUCGACGAGUGCACCGACCCCGGCGUCCACCACUGCGACCACAACUGCACGGACACGCCCACCAGCUUCCUGUGCGCCUGUCGCCACGGCUACCGCCUCAUGUCGGACCGCCGGUCGUGCGACGACGUGGACGAGUGCGCCGAGACGCCGGGCGUGUGCGGCCAGCGGUGCGAGAACACGCUGGGCGCCUACGUGUGCAAGUGCGCGCCGGGCUACCUGCGCGAGCCCGACGGCCGCACCUGCCGCCAGAACAGCGACGUCGCCCCCUACCUGGUCUUCAGCAACCGCUACUACCUGAGGAACCUGUCGACGGACGGGGGGGCCUACUCCCUGAUCCUGCAGGGGCUGAGCAGCGCGGUGGCGCUGGACUACGACCGCGUGGAGCGCCGGCUGUACUGGGUGGACGUGACCCGCCGGGUGAUCGAGAGGAUGCACUUCGACGGCAGCGGGCGCGAGGCGGUGGUCAGCGGGGUGGUGCACGGGGAGGGGCUGGCGGUGGACUGGGUUGGCCGGAAGCUGUACUGGCUGGACAGCGUGCUGGACUGCCUGCAGGUGUCGGAGCUGGACGGGCGCUUCGUGAAGCGGCUGGCGGAGCACUGCGUGGACGACAACAACACGUGGUGCUUCGAGAACCCGCGCGCCCUCGCACUGCACCCCCGAUACGGCUACGUGUUCUGGACCGACUGGGGCAGAAAGGCGUUCAUCGGUCGCGUGGGGAUGGACGGCACGGACAAGGCGGCCGUCAUCACCACUAAGAUCGAGUGGCCCAACGGCCUGACCAUCGACUACACCAACGACAUGCUGUACUGGUCCGACGCUCACCUCAACUACAUCGAGUACUCGGACCUGCAGGGCCGGCACCGCCACACGGUGUACGACGGCAUCCUGCCCCACCCCUUCGCCCUGACGGUGUUCGAGGAGACGGUGUACUGGACGGACUGGAACACCCGCACGGUGGAGAAGGGCAACAAGUACGACGGCUCCGGGCGGCAGACGCUGGUCAACACCACCCACCGGCCCUUCGACAUCCACGUGUGCCACCCCUACCGGCAGCCCAUUGUGACCAAUCCCUGCGCGGUAAACAACGGCGGCUGCUCGCACCUGUGUCUGAUCGGCAGCGGGGGGCGGAGCCACACCUGCGAGUGCCCGGACCACUUCCUGGCCAUGCAGAUAGGGGGCGUGGCCCGCUGUCUGCCCAUGUGCAGCAGCACCCAGUACAGAUGUGCUGACAACGAGCGGUGUGUCCCCAUCUGGUGGCGGUGUGACGGCCAGAGGGACUGCAGGGACGGGUCCGACGAGCCGUCCACCUGCCCCAGCCGCCACUGCAGACUGGGGCAGUUCCAGUGCAGCGACGGGAACUGCACCAGCUCCCACUACCUGUGCAACACCAACCAGGACUGCCCCGACGGCUCUGACGAGGACCCCGUGUUGUGUGCCACCCACCAGUGCGAGGGCCACCAGUGGCAGUGCGGUAACAAGCGCUGCGUCCCGGAGGCGUGGCAGUGCGACGGCGAGGACGACUGCGGCGACGGGUCGGAUGAGGAGCCCGCCCACUGCGCCAGCAGGACCUGCCGGCCCGGGCAGUUCAAGUGCCUCAACGGGCGCUGCGUCCCGCAGAGCUGGCGCUGCGACGCCGACGACGACUGCGGGGACAACUCGGACGAGCCGCUGGAGGAGUGCAUGGGUCCCGCCUAUCGCUGUGACAACCACACGGAGUUCGACUGCCGGACCAACUACCGCUGUGUGCCGCUGUGGGCCGUGUGCAACGGGCACGACGACUGCCGGGACGCCAGCGACGAGCAGGGCUGUGACGAGAUGACCUGUGACCCUCUCGGAGACUUCCGCUGUGACAACCACCAGUGCUUGCCUCUCCGGUGGAGGUGUGACGGAGCCGAUGACUGCGGGGACAACUCGGACGAGCAUGGCUGCACCCCGCGCGUGUGCACGGAGAGCGAGUUCCGUUGUGAUAAUCUGCACUGCAUUCCCAACCGCUGGGUCUGCGACCAUGACAACGACUGCGAGGACAACUCGGAUGAAAGGGACUGCGAGCUGAGGACCUGCCAGCCCGGCUACUUCCAGUGCGGCAGCGGCCACUGCGUUGCCGAGCGCUUCAAGUGCGACGGGAACGCGGACUGCGUGGACUACACCGACGAGAGCGGCUGUCCGACACGCUUCCCCAACGGCACCUACUGCCCGCCCUUCCUGUUCGAGUGCCAGAACCACGUGUGCGUCCAGAACCACUGGAAGUGUGACGGAGACGACGACUGUGGAGACAACUCAGACGAGGAGCUGCACCUGUGCUUGGACAUCCCGUGUGAAGGGGCCUUCCGGUUCCGCUGCGACAACAACCGCUGUGUGUACAGCCACGAGCUCUGCAACACAGUGGACGACUGCGGCGACGGCAGCGACGAGAAGCCGGAGAACUGCCGGGAGCCCACCCGCGGGCCGUGCUCGGAGGACCAGUACAAGUGCGGGAACGGCCAGUGCGUCCCCCAGCAGUACGUGUGUGAUGACUACGAUGACUGUGGUGACCAAUCAGACGAGCUGGGCUGCGUCAACGGCAGCGCCCGCUCCUGCUCUGAGGACCUCUGUGAGCACAACUGCACCGACGUGACGGGCGGGGGCUUCCUGUGCUCCUGCAGACCCGGGUACCAAUCCUCCCCCUCCGACCGGAACACCUGCCAAGACGUGGAUGAGUGUGCGGUGUUCGGGACGUGCCCCCAGGCCUGCAGCAACACCAAGGGGAGCUACGGCUGCUUCUGUGCCCCGGGGUUCACCUCGGUGGGGCUGCCCCACGGCCAGGAGUGCGCCGCUCAAGGAAACCCUCCGGUGCUGCUGCUGCCCGACAACGUCCGCAUCCGGCGCUUCAACCUGUCCUCGGAGCAGUACUCGGACUACCUGGACAACGCAGAGCACAUCCAGGCCCUGGACUACCUGUGGGACCCCCAGGGGGAGGGACUGAGCGUGGUGUACUGGACGGUGCGGGGCCGCGGCACCCAGUUUGGCUCCAUCAAGCGGGCCUCCAUGACCACCUUCAGCGACGACGGGAACAACCCCGUGAAGGAGGUGGACCUGAACCUGCGCUACGUGACCGACCCCGAGGGCCUGGCCGUGGACUGGAUCACUGGACACAUUUACUGGACGGACGCGGGGACCAAUCGGAUCGAAGUGGCCGAGUUAGACGGCCGCUACAGGAAGUGGCUGAUCUAUACCGACCUCGACCAGCCGGCCGCCAUCGUGGUCAAUCCUUCACUCGGCACCAUGUACUGGACAGACUGGGGCCGGAGACCCAAGAUCGAGUCUGCCUGGAUGGACGGCCGGCACCGGCAGACCCUGCUGGAGGGGGACCUGGGCUGGCCCACCGGCCUCACCGUGGACUACCUGAACGGGGACCGGCUCUACUGGUGCGACUCCAAGGAGAACGUCAUCGGCUCCAUGAGGCCGGACGGCGCCGACAGGAAGGUCCUCGUUUCAGGAGACAUCGGGAACCCGUACAGCCUGGACGUGUUCGAGGGCAACGUCUACUGGACCACCAAGGAGCGGGGCGAGGUGUGGAAGAUGGACAAGUUUGGGAGCGGGAACAAAGUCAAGGUUCUGACCAUCAACCCCUGGCUCACCCAGGUCCGCAUCUACCAGGAGCACCGGCACAACCACUCAGUGGUGAACCCGUGCAGGGACACGUGCAGCCACCUGUGUCUGCUGCGUCCGGGCGGCUUCACCUGUGCCUGUCCUGAGGGCUCCUCCAUGUCCGUCUCCGACCCCACCAAGUGCGACGCAGCCACCGUGCCUCCGGUCCCGAUGCCGCCGGCCUGCCGCUGCAGGAACGGGGGGACGUGCUUCACCGUCGAGGGGGGGCUACCCACGUGCAAAUGUCCGCCUGGCUACACCGGCAACAACUGUGACCUGGGGAAGUCUCGGGCGGCCCCUGCGGGAACAGCUACCGCCGUGCUGCUGACUGUUAUCGUCAUCGUGGCGUCCGGUGGCUUGGUCGCUGGACUCUUCCUCAACUACAAGCGAACCGGCUCCCUCAUGCCCCCCAUGCCCAAGUUACCAAGCCUGAGCAGCCUGGUGAAGUCCGGCGACACGGGCAACGGCGUGACGUUCCGGUCGGGCGACAACGUGAACCUGGGGCCCUCCAACCUGGGAGUGUCCUUCAUCGACACCGCCAUGCAGAUGGAUGAGAACUUCGCCAUGGAGGCGGGGGGGAAGCCAAUCACGUUCGAGAACCCCCUGUACGCCACGCCGCCUGGACUGUCCGGGGAUCCCGCCGUCAUUCACGCCACACAGGUGACCGUCAACAUAAGCGGAGAGCAGCUGGCAAACAACUUUGCGAACCCCGCCUUCAACAUAGACCAGGGGGCAGCGGUGGUGAAGACCACCCAUGCAAGCGACCCAUCGGAUCCGGAGUCCAAGUGGAGCUUCUUCAAAAGAAAGUUGAAGCCAAGCACGACUUUUGAAAAUCCAGGCUAUUCCGAGAUGAAGGAUGAUAAAGGGCCUUCAGACAGCAGUGUGGGCGAAGCCAGUACAUCAGAGCCGUCCCCGUUCGCUCCUCCCGUCAAGCCCCAGAAGAAGGAUCGUUCCACCGCCUUCUCCCCAACAGAAGACACUUUCAAAGACACGGCAAACCUCGUCAAAGAGGACAGCGAAGCCUAGACCCCUUCGAGAUUACAAACACACACUUUGCACAGAAUUUAUUUUUUUAUGCAGCCUGUGUACAAACCUCCGAUAUGUAGAGAUUAAGAGACGUACGAUGGAUCGUUUCGGAUAUAUAUACGAUCUAUGAUAUAUAGAUUGUUUAAGAGAUCUAUACACACACACACACGUAUAGCAUACAUCAAAGGAGUCGUUUUUUUUGACAAUGCCUUCCGAAAGUCUCUCACGCCAAUUGUUUGAGUGAUUACAUUUUUUAAUUUUGAUGUACUAUAUGUAUAUCUUUGCACUGACGCUGCUUAUAGAAAUGUUUUUGAAUAUGUUGUAUAUUUGUAAAUUUGAAAAAGUAAGAUUCUGUCAAUAUCUGGCAUUUUGAAAUAGAUGAUCUUCUGAAUAAAGCUACACCAGCAAAA